Aspergillus homomorphus CBS 101889 is the source of this 1445-nucleotide messenger RNA. Its product is annotated as histone chaperone napB. The coding region runs from base 161 to 1234 and encodes 357 amino acids. Gene Ontology annotation, biological process: nucleosome assembly. Gene Ontology annotation, cellular component: nucleus; chromatin. The transcript is spliced from 3 exons. Gene Ontology annotation, molecular function: chromatin binding; histone binding. Lineage: Eukaryota; Fungi; Ascomycota; Eurotiomycetes; Eurotiales; Aspergillaceae. The record is from RefSeq and is a predicted model, not a curated record.
GUUAGUUAGCCGUCGACUUAACUUUUUCAUUCACUUUCCUCUCAUUCUUGUUCUUACUCUCCUCGCCUCACUUCAUUAUCGAUUCCUUCUUGGAUUGAUUAUCGGGAAUCUACACUAUCUAGUCAAAUUUAUUUCAUAAAGAACGCAUACACACAAGACAAUGUCCACUGAGCAACAAAACCAGUCGCUGAUGGAGCGGAUCCAGCGGCCGGAGAUGAGCAAGGAGACGCAGAAGAAGAUUGCGAUGGUGGAGCAGGAGUUUAUCCUGGCCGAGGUUGAGCAGUUGCGCCACUCCACACUCCUCUUCCGUCCCCUCUUCGAAAAGCGCAAGGAGCUCAUCUCCACGCCCGACCUGGUCGACACCUUCUGGACGCGCGUGAUGCUCAACGCGCCGGCCGAGAUCGAGGAGCACAUCACCAUGGAGGACGCGACGAUCCUGGCGUCCACGCUUAAGAACCUCAGCGUCGAGCGGUUCGAGGUCGACGACAAGGGCAACGGCGAGCCGCGCAGCUUCCGUCUGACCUUCGAGUUCCGCACCGGCGACGAGAACCCCUACUUCACCAAUCAGACCUUGGUCAAGGACUUCUACUGGCGCAAGCAGGUCAUCACCACUGCCAAUGGCCACAAGCGCCACUGGGACGGCCUGGUCUCGGAGCCCGUCCGCAUCAACUGGAAGGAGGGCCAGGAUCCCACCAAGGGGUUGCUGGACGCGGCCUGUGAUCUGGCCGAUGCCGAGAAGAAGAAGGCCGCGGACACGGACCGGAAGGAGUUGCCCGAGUUUGAGGCGCUGAUGCGCAAGCGCGAUGAGGUUGAGGCCGCUGGCGAUGAGGCCAAGGCUGAGGAUGACGAGGACGAGGAUGAUGUUCCCGAGGAUGCGCCCUUGAGCUUCUUCUCGUUCUUUGGCUACCGCGGGAGCGACGUCACCGCUGAGCAGUCGAAGGCGGCGACGAAGGAGGAGGAGGAGAAGUAUGAGAAGCUGAGCAAGGGUGAGGACGUCGAGGAGAACGACGACGAGGACGACGAGGAUGAUGACCUCGAGGAUGACUUCGAGUUCAUCGAGAUCUUCCCUGGUGGCGAGGAGCUGGCCAUCGCCGUCGCCGAGGAUCUCUGGCCCAACGCGAUGAAGUACUUUGUCACGGAUGCUACCAUCGAGGAAGGCGACUACUACAGCGAUGUCGACGUGUCCGAUGAUGAGGACGAGGAUGAACGUCCCCGCAAGAAGACUAAGGUCUAAAUCGGCCUUUUCAACCCUUUCCUCAAAGCACAAGCAGCAGGAUCAGGAGGAGUACUAGAACGAAUAUCAAGACGGCGAUGGCGAAGGAGGACAUUGUAUCUAUGGGCGACGAUCUGAUUAGUGAUUUUUUCUUCAUUUUGUUUUGUUUUGCGCAAUCGGGGUUGGAUAGAGCACCCUCCCCAACAAAAGUGAGAAAUCGAUUUUCCCUUAC